AUGUCGAUUGUACCUUACAAUUCCAACAGCGACAUUCUAUACCACAAUCCAGACGAUGGCGUGCUCAUUCUACAUGAUCCGCAGCAAAACUCGAUUCAACUCCUUUCCACACUUACACUAGACAGCGAGCAGCCUCGUCGACCGCCUCAAGAACGUACCAUUCCCUCCAAGCCCUAUGACGGUGCGUCUUUCAAGUCGUACCCCGAGGCAACGGCAGGCCACAAGUGCCCCAAUUGCGGAUUCACGUGGGACGAGUACGAAACGUCGAGAGGACUACCACGACGUGACAGUGCCGUGGGCGACAUGCACACUCACACUCGUGUCAAGGGAACUCUCACGGGACAAGUUGACGGUGGCAAGAUCAACCUCCCGCGAGCUUUCAUGCAUCGGGAUUACUUUAAACUACUAUCGCAGAUUCCGCACAACAGGGGGCAUAACAAGAAGCACGUAGAGGAGGGGGAAACGGAGGAGGGGAAUGGCAAGGGGUCGUUCAUACCAGAAGGUGUGUUCAACCAGGGCUACUUCAAACGGUUCUUUCGAAAGGUAGCGCCGUACAUUUUGGGGUCGGGCGCUCAUGCCCAAGUAUACAAAGUCGAACAUGUGCUAAAUGACAUUGUGUUGGGGACAUAUGCAGUCAAACGAAUUAGUGUGGGUGACAAAUAUGAGUUGUUGGAGCAAGUGGUGAAUGAGGUGCUCAUUCUUUACGAGUUGUCGGCCAAGAAUGCAAACGAGAGCAACUUGAUCCGCUACAAUCACGUGUGGUUGGAGCUCGGCGACCUAGACGACCUGUCUGCUUUCAUCUUGCCCACUUCGACGUUUGACAAUGCAAAGCCUCAAAAAGUGCCGUACAUGUUCAUCUUGCAGCAGUACUGCGACGGAGGACAUCUUGAAGAUUUAAUUUCGAAAAACUAUGCUACAAACGAUAGCUUGAGCUAUAGCGAGAGAGUGCUUUUAGAGAGAAGAAGACGAAAAGACCGCAGGACGGGCAACACGCGACUCGAAAAGCCGAAAUGGUUGAGCAAUUUUGAGAUUUGGAAGUUUUUCCAUGACGUUGCCACUGGCGUAAACUACUUGCACAAGCAUGGCAUCUUGCAUAGAGACCUCAAGCCCUCGAAUUGUCUCAUGGAUGUCAAGUACACGGCGGGGUUGGAAAUUCCCAACCAAUUUGACAAUGUCGAGACGCUAGAGCAGACGAUUUUUGAUUUGCCAAAAGUCUUGGUUUCGGAUUUUGGAGAAGGGAAAUUUAUCGACAAGCAUAAAAACUCUCGGUUGAAGAAUUCGGAUAGACAGGGAAACACCGGUACAUUGGAAUUUACCGCGCCGGAGUUGUGGAUCUACUCGGGAGAAAUCCUGGGUGGUGGCCAUGGUGGUGGUGAUGGUGGUAGUGGCGGUGGUGUUGGUGCGGAAAAAAGCUUUGUCAAUGAUUUCACCUACGAGAGCGAUAUAUAUUCCUUGGGGCUCAUCUUGUGCUAUCUAUGCACGGGCUCGUUGCCGUUUGCAUCUUUAGUCAAGGGCGAAAAUGAUCCUCAAGUUGCAAGAGACGCCAUUUUAAACUGGUAUGAAAGUCUCACGCUAGAGUCAUAUGGGGAUUGGUUCAAGGACAGAGUGGUUGACAUCCAAGAUUCCUUUGACGAAUGCAUGGAGAGUUUUAUGGCUUUGUCCUUUGAGAUGAUACGCGGAACCAGCUCUGACAUUGACAACGCGUCUACAGGAAGAUGCGGGUCAAAGGAAGUGUUGCUCAUGUUGAAUGAGAUAAAAUUAAAGUAUCUUGUGCGAGCAGCACCCAACAAGAUGAUGAAUAGUCCAGUCUCGGUGAACCCUCGAGCUGUACCAAGGACAGACGGCCUUACGUUGUAUUACCCCCAUGCCAAUGGAUUGAAGGAACGAGACGACCCCACCGAAGUUGCCCAAAAUUCAGCCUCGGAGGCAGUUGAAGAGGACGACGACUUGAUGUUUGAGAAAGAGCAGGAUGUCGACCAUUUCAAUCUCACGGAGGAGGAGCACGAGGCGGAGAUUCCGCCUCCUCAACCUCACCUUUCAGACUUUGGAAAACGCUACAUCACCUCCGUUCAGAUGCAAAGAUUGCCGUUUUAUUGCAUUGAAUUGUUGAUCUUGGAGUAUUUGUCCACCUAUUCCCCGCACUAUUCACAGACAGCGUUGAAAGUUCUCAUUUACGUCACUAUUGGCCUCGAUAUGUUCUUGGAAGAGUUUCAAUACAUGCAAUCAGGGAUUUUCAUUGCUAUCUCCGUGGGCAUGUCCAUUCAGUUAGGAUAUGCAAUUGGAUGCCAGAACAAGGCAUUUGCUGCUCUCUAG
Molecule: messenger RNA, 2313 nt
Organism: Lodderomyces beijingensis
Lineage: Eukaryota; Fungi; Ascomycota; Pichiomycetes; Serinales; Debaryomycetaceae
Source: the annotation of a GenBank genome assembly